Messenger RNA from Triplophysa dalaica, 1824 nucleotides. Its product is annotated as sodium/potassium/calcium exchanger 1-like. Gene Ontology annotation, molecular function: calcium, potassium:sodium antiporter activity; calcium channel activity. Gene Ontology annotation, biological process: calcium ion transmembrane transport; intracellular calcium ion homeostasis; long-term synaptic depression. The coding region runs from base 1 to 1824 and encodes 607 amino acids. The record is from RefSeq and is a predicted model, not a curated record. The transcript is spliced from 7 exons. NCBI's taxonomy places the organism in Eukaryota, Metazoa, Chordata, Actinopteri, Cypriniformes, Nemacheilidae. Gene Ontology annotation, cellular component: membrane.
AUGAACCGAUCACACGGGAGAAGACUGAGGCUGUGUAAAACACUGAGCGUCCUCUGCGUGACUCUCAUGUGCUGGAUCUGCUGGCUAUCAUUGAGCAGAAGUCAGAACGUUUGGAAGAGAAGCGUUCAUGAACGAGAAACAGCUCCGAGGUCGUCUUACGAAGCCAGAACCGAUCUGGACAUGAGUCCCUCCUUAAAGAUACUCAAAUCACGAGACUAUUCUAGAUGCAUUUAUAUCAGCGCUAAACCCAAAGCUCCAGUCAACACCAGCGGUGUCACCAGAACACCUUCAGCUCCUCUCAGAACCCUUCACUAUCCAGAAGAUCUCUUCACGUUAGAGCAGCGCAGACACGGCUGGGUUCUUCUUCACAUCGCUGCUCUGAUUUACACCUUCUUUGCUUUAGUCAUCGUGUGCGAGGAGUUCUUCAUCCCGUCUUUGGGAAUCCUGACAGAGAAGCUCAACGUCUCCGCAGAUCUCUCAGCGGUGAACUUCAUGGCCGCCGGAGGUUUUGUACCCGAGUUCUUCAUGUCUCUCAUGGGACUCUUUCUCUCCAGCGGUCGCGUGGGUGUCGGAGUCGUCGUGGGUUCAGGGUUUUUUAACGUUCUGGCUGUUACGGGCGCGUGCGCCGCGUUCUCUCACGACACCCUCAGAUUGACCUGGUGGCCGUUCUGCAGGGAUGUGAUGUUCUACACGUGUGAUGUGUUCAUCCUGCUCGUGGUUCUCAUGGAUGACCUCAUCACCUGGCGGGAAAGCCUGUCGCUUCUGAUGGGGUGUGUGAUGUACGUCACCUUCAUCAAACACAACGAGAUUCUAGAAGAAAGCGUCAAAGUGUACCUGCAGAAACACGACAACAUCACUAAAGUUCUGGCCAUCGAUGAACCUGAGAAGUUGAGGUGUGAUGCGUUUAGAGGAUCAGACUCUCUGCGUAUCUGCACAUCACGCAAGACUGUUUAUCAGCUUAUAAUGGACGACACAAAUCCCUUCAGACACACAGCAGGUGUCAAUACGAGAAAACAUUCAACAAUAUCUGCACAGCCAAACCCAGCAGAACCUUCUGGACAUAAAGAUGAAGAACAACAGACCAGAGAGUCUGAGAGCAGUGAUGAGGAGGAGGAAGACGAUGAAGAUGAUGAAGAGAGUGACAGCAGUGAUGGAGAUGACAGUGAUUUCUCUGGUGAUGAAGAAGAAAGCAGUGAUGAUGAUGAUGAGGAGGAGGAGGAUGAAGGUGUAAGAGAUGUGGCCCUGUCUCUUAAAUGGCCGGAGGAGAAACACAAACAGGCUUCAUAUGUUCUGUUAUUACCCAUCACCGGCUGUCUGUGGUUGACCCUUCCUGACCCCCGCAGACAGACUUCACAGCAGUAUUUUGUGUUGACUUUGAUGGGUUCUCUGGUCUGGAUUGGACUCUUCUCUUAUUUGAUGUUGUGUUUGUCUCAUCGGGUGAGUGAGACUUUGGGUGUAUCUGAAGAGUUGAUGUCUGUGAGCGUUCUGUCAGCGGGUGUUUCUCUACCUCAUCUCCUCACAGCUCUUCUAAAGGCACACAAGGGUUCCGCUGACACCGCCGUGUCCAACUCAAUGGGCAUCAAUGUGUUUGACAUCACCCUCGGACUGCCGGUGUCGUGGCUCGUGUCAUCAGCGGUUAGUGGAGGAUCUGUUGUGUCGGUCAGUGGCGGCGGACUCUUCUUCAUCGUUCUUCUGUUCCUCCUCACAUUGAUCUCUGCUGUCGUCUGCGUCGCUGCUCUCCGCUGGAGGAUGAACAAACGGUUCGGUGGCGUGAUGCUGAUGUCAUAUUUCAUCUUUCUGUUUCUCAGCGUGCUGUUAGUGUGA